This is a messenger RNA of Argiope bruennichi, 7665 nucleotides long. RefSeq names its product collagen alpha-1(XV) chain-like. Gene Ontology annotation, molecular function: pattern recognition receptor activity; low-density lipoprotein particle binding. The transcript has 35 exons. The record is from RefSeq and is a predicted model, not a curated record. The coding region runs from base 136 to 3873 and encodes 1245 amino acids. Lineage: Eukaryota; Metazoa; Arthropoda; Arachnida; Araneae; Araneidae.
CUUAGACGAACAUUAGCUCAAGAUCACUCAAUUUUAAUUCUGAAUGAGUACUCGAGGGUCGCAGAGUUGUGAGCGGCGUACGGAGAUCGUGAACGUGAGAUAGCGGCUCUUUAGAGCCCUUUUUUUCAUCUUUCAAUGAGGAUCUUCCACCAGUGCCUAAUUUUGACUUUGACUUUCGGAAUUGUAACGAUAUCUGCUAAGAGAUGGCGCAACAAACCAGGACGUCCAAAGAAUCCAAAACAUCCUCGAGGUCAUCCUCGUGUUCAAGAUCUUCUGCAGGCCAUCAAGAUUCCAUUUGUGACACCUGGAGUGGGUUUCGUGAUCGGUCCAGACGGAUUCCCUGCCUUCCUCUUGGAACAGGAAGCUGACAUCAAAUCCCCUUACAGGCUUCACCUUCCGCCCACCUUGUUCAGAGACUUCACCAUCGGAGUCACGCUAAUGCCGAAAAAUCCCAAGGGUGGAUACGUCUUUGCAGUGGUCAAUCCCACUGACACAGUCGUGCAACUUGGAUUAAAGAUAAUAUCAUCUGGAGAGUCCACAGUCAACCUGACGCUGUUUUACACCGACGUUGACAUGCAUCUCACGUCUCAAGCUCUCACCACCUUUGCUGUUCCCGAUUUUCUUGGAAUGUGGACAAGGAUAGCAAUAAGAGUUGCCAUGAAUAAUGUGACAUUGUUUUACAAUUGUGAAGAGUAUGCAAGCGUAGAAGUACGGAGAAUUCCGAAGAAACUAGUUUUUGAUACUGCGUCAACGUUGUAUAUCGGGCAAGCUGGUCCAUUACUGUCUGGAAAAUUUGAGGGAGGACUACAAGAACUGAAAAUAUACAACAAACCUGGCGUUGCUGAAAUAUACUGUGAAGCUUCAUUUCAGGGAAGCGGGGAUGGAAGAGGUGAUGUAGGCAUUGAAGAAAUUGAUGUAAAUGAUGAUAACGAACAAAUGUAUCCAGUUACGACUCCUGGAAAAUCUGAACAAGGUAAGAUUGAUACCUGUCCACCCCCACUGAUAAUUCCACCUCCGCCGGGUCCAGGGCCUAUAGGGAUAGAAAAAGUUCCUGGACCAAAAGGUGAGAAGGGAAGAGCUGGACGACAUGGAAAACCUGGAUUGAAGGGCGAACCCGGUCUGAUUACAGAAAAAGAAUUGCUAAAGCUACAGCCCAAAUUGAAAGGAGACAGGGGUGAACCCGGACCUCCUGGAUUACCUGGACCUCCUGGCCCUCAAGGACAAAAGGGUGAAUGCGUUGUUGCCCCUCCCCGUUUUGGGAUCACAGGGGGCCCUUCAGAAUUGUGGAAUGAAGGAGACUAUGGUUCUGGAGAUGACCAGGGAGCAAGAGAAUGGCUGUCAGGUGUUCUGCAUCCCGGCAGUCCUUGCGUGUGCAACAUAUCUUUGAAGCAUCUUGAAAGUUUACCCAGAUUAAGAGGAGCAGAUGGCUUGCCUGGUCCCAAAGGAGAUCCCGGUGCUCCCGGGCUUCCUGGACCUCCCGGAAUUGGAAUGCCAGGCUCAGACGGCCCUAAAGGAGACGAAGGAAAACCAGGUUUACCAGGACCUCAAGGUCAAAAAGGAGAACCUGGCGUAGAUGGCAUACCAGGCAGUCCCGGUCCUCGAGGAAUGCCCGGACCUCCGGGGCCUCCCGGACUGGCUAAUAAUCAUGCACCUUUCGAUCUAGACGGUGCUUAUGGUUCCGGAUUGUAUCCCAGCUCUGGAGACGGUCCUUUCGGCCCCUAUGUGGGUCGACCUGGUGCACCGGGUGUUCAAGGUCCUCCAGGACUGCCCGGUCCACCUGGCAUCAGAGGAGAAAGAGGUUAUCCUGGUGAAAAAGGAGAACGAGGAGAACAGGGGCCAAAAGGUGACAAAGGAAAUCAGGGGAUAUCUGGAUUCCCUGGAGAAAAAGGUGACCCUGGCUUGAAUGGUCGUGACGGUAUCGCCGGUUUGCCUGGACUUAAGGGAGAACGUGGUGAAAAGGGCGAUCCUGGACCACCGGGUAUUGGAAUACCAGGUCCACCUGGUCCUCCUGGAAAACCAGGUUCAGCCAUUUUCAGAAGUUCAGACGGUGACGGAGGCAUCGACAUCAGUUUGAAAGGAGAGAAGGGAGAACCUGGUGAAUCAGGGCCUAAGGGAUCCCGAGGAAAACUUGGCAAAGAGGGUCCUCCUGGCCCCAAAGGUGAUCUUGGGCCUCCCGGUCCUCCAGGACCUCCAGGUGUUAGCACUAUUACUUCAACAGACGGAGAAGCAGAAUUGUUAAUCAAAGGAGAGAAAGGUGAUCGAGGAAGAAGAGGCAAAAAAGGUAAAAUAGGUCCACCAGGGCCUCCAGGACCAGCCGGACCACCUGGUGAGAUCGGACUUCCAGGAUUUCCGGGCCGGCCAGGAACUCCAGGUAGACCUGGUCCGAAAGGCGAGCCUGGUGUAUCUAUCAAGGGAGAAAAAGGAGAUCAAGGACCUCCUGGAAUUGGUGGCUAUAUGGAUGCGGACGGUAUUAGUGUUGUUAGUAUUGGUCCCAAAGGAGAGAAAGGAGAUCUCGGCCCUGCAGGUCCCAUAGGACCUUCCGGUUUACCAGGUGAAAAGGGAGAACCCGGACGUCCUGGGAGAGAUGGUAGGAAGGGUGAACAGGGUCCCCCUGGACCAGCUGGCAGUUUGGACGAUCUUCGAACUGGCGGUAAACUUAUACCUAUUGCUGGACCUCCUGGACCACCGGGACCACCUGGGCCCAGAGGUCCUCCUGGAGAAGCAAUUCCCGGACCACCCGGCUUGCCUGGACCUCCAGGCGCCCCAGGAGGAAGUGGACUCCGAAAUCCAUUCUGGACUGGAAAUGACCAUGCGGGAAGAAGAGCAUAUCGAGGAAUAAAAGGCUUGCGAGCAUUUUCAAGAGCAAAAGGUGUGCAAAUAUUCCCAGGCCCCCCUGGACCUCCAGGUCCACCCGGUCCUCCUGGUCCGCCUGGGAAACCUGCUUCUGACAAUGCUCCUGAAGAACUCAGAAGACCUACGGUCGUUCCAGGGGCUGUAACAUUCAAAAAUAUGGAUACUCUGUUAAGGAUGUCAGAUAUCAGUCCUUUGGGUACGCUUGCAUUUGUGCUAGAAGAAGAAUCUUUGCUUGUUAGAGUAAGCGAAGGCUGGCAGUAUGUUGCGCUUGGAUCAUUGGUAGUACAAUCAACUCCAAGUCCUACUAAAGCUCCGACGACGCAUGCUCCUUUCAGUCCACCUGUUGAUAAUCUCAGACUGGAUAAAGCCCCAAGACUCCGAAUGGCCGCUUUGAACCAGCCGUUCAGCGGGGACAUGCACGGUGUUCGGGGAGCCGACUACGAAUGUUAUCGACAGUCCAGGAGGGCCAACCUGCGGGGCACCUUCCGCGCCUUCCUGGCCUCCAGGGUUCAGAACCUCGAUAGCAUUGUGCGCUUCCAGGAUGCCGGGCUGCCAGUUGUCAAUCUAAAGGGAGAAGUCAUCUUCAACGCUUGGAAGGAUGUUUUUACGGGCGCCGGCGCUCCGUUUCCAUAUCCUCCUCGCAUUUAUUCCUUUGAUGGCAGGAAUGUCCUGGCUGACAACAGAUGGCCCCAGAAACUCGUGUGGCACGGUUCUGACAAACACGGCGUUCGAGAUCUCGAGUCAUAUUGUGAUGCAUGGCAUUCAGCGGGUUUGGGAAAAGUAGGGAUGGCCAGCUCAUUACUUAGAGGAAGGUUGCUGGAUCAAGAAAGAUACUCAUGUAACAACUCCUUUAUCGUCCUAUGUAUCGAAGCCACCAGUCAAGACGACUACCGGAAACGGAGGAAACGGGAUAUCGAUGAAGAUGAAGCAGACAUCGAUGACCACGAGCUGACGUGGGAAGAGUUCCUCCAAAGACAGAAAGAAGAGGAAUCUGAAGAAGAGGAGAUCAGAACAAUCUAGAAUACCCUGCGUUCUGUAUUGAUUACAUUCUUUCAUUUUUUUUCUGUUCCAAUGCGCAUAUUGGAAGAUAAUUCAUCAUAUCUUAUGUUCGUGGAUGGUCCCUUUUUUUUAAUAAAAUGUGCAGUAUUGGAAUAAUUUGAUGGAUAGUAAAAGAAAGUGUGUAUUUGUAACUGUAACUGAAAUAGAUUGGAUUUCGGUUAAUAUUUCUUAGUUGUUUGCCAGAUUGUAUUUCUUGCAGGCUAAAGUACUAAACAAAGUGUUGCUAAUCAAAAUACGGCAUUGUCCAUUUCCACCCCGCUGUUUGUAAAGAAAAAAAAUGUGUGCUCAAUGUGGAGAUAGUAAUUGUAUAACUGUUGUCUUAUUUGGUGUUGAAUAGGUCCUAGAGUUAAGUGUGCUGGAAACUUUUGCUAAUAGUUUUUCAGUACAUGUGUGUUUGCUAAAUGGCGUAGCCUGCUGUUGUAUGUCUGAAGUUAGAAUAUUAGGAUGCGCAUUUAAACAUAUCUGAUUCUCAAAAUAAGAUUCUGUCAGACAUAUAUGAUUCCUUAUUCUAUUUAUUUGAGGUACGAUUUGUGGUAUUGUCAUUUUUUGUACAAAGUUGUGAGAUAUAGUUUCAGAUUAAUGAAGCGUAGCAAGAUGUUUGAAUUUUUAUCUCUAAAUUUCAAAAAUAGCUGUUCAGAUAAUAUUUAACAAUAAUAGAAAAAAAAUCUAUCAACUGAAUAGCAAUAAUUUCUCAUAUUCUUAUAAUUAAUUAUUUUUUCUGCUUAAUUAAAAUUCAUUUUCAUUUUUUAAAAAUCUAUCAAUCAUGCAUCUAUUAAUUUCAAAAAUUAAAGAGGAUUCUUAUGUUAAAUGACAAAAUUAUAAUAAUGCAUUUAUUUCUACUGCCAAAACAACUUGUAAAUACAGAUAUGCUUAAAACAUGUAGAUUCUUUUAUUUAUUAGGAUUUAUAUUUUAUUCUUAAUGUGAAUAUAUUCUUAUUUCUGUGCAACUCAGCAGAAUUAUUCACGAAAGGUUCUUUCAUGUUAUAAAUUUAAGUUAAAGUUAUCUGUUUAUUAAAUUUUUUUAUUUGAAAAUACUUUUUUCAGAAGCAGGAAUUCAUUAACAUAUAAACUCUAAGUCAUUUGAAAUUCAGUAUUAAGAAUUAUAUUGUAAUAGCAGUUAAUUGGCAUGUGACAGUUUUGAAACUAAGUUAAUCCAUCAAACCGAUACACUUAAAUAGCUUUAAUAAAUAAAUAAUUUUAUUAAAUUAUUUAUACUUUUUGUACAUAAUCUGAUGUGCCAAACCUUUUUCUUGUUUCAUUGUUUAAGUUUCAAAGGCAGCAGAAUCCCCACUUUCAUAUUUAUUCAUUUAAUAUAUGCUUGUAAAAUAAAUAUCGAUAGCUACCAUUCGAUCGUAUUAACUUUCACAUCUGAAAGGAAUACAGAUUGAGAAAAAAAAAUCUGAAUAACUUUAUUGUAGAAAAUUUUAAAAUUGUUUCUUAUCAUUUUGUUUUUAUAUUAUCCGACGUAAUUUUUGCGCUGAAAUUUAUUAUCCUUUUUUUGGGCAAUUUUUAUUAUAUUUUAAAUUCAGUUUCAGUUCAGACGAUUAUUAUUUUUGCUAUUUGAAAAUUUUGUGCCAAAAAUGAUCAAAAACGUCAAAGAACGAAAGUGAACAACUGAACACCCAUCUUCAUAUUUAUUCAAUUAGUAUGCAUUUGUAAGAUAAAUAUCAAUAUUUACCUGUGGUCUUUCUUUAAAUUUCAUUUCUUAAAAAAAGAACGUGGUAUGAGAAAAAGUAUAUCUGCGUUGUUUUAUAAUAGAAUUCUUUUAAAUCAUAUGUUUUUUAUUAUUAUAAUUCAUAAAUUUUGCUCUGGAAUUUAUUAUAUUUUUUUAAUAAUUUUUAUUAAAUAUAUAGAUCAAUUUUUAAUCAAAUUAUGUGCCAUAAACGAUGUAGUUGAUAUUAGAUUCAAAAUAUCUGCAAGCGAUUUAUCAGUUUGUGGUGUAGGUAGGGAUUUUAUGGAACUGUGACAGAUACGUGUUAAUGGUGUGGUCUCAUAUCAUGCUCUAUCUGCCAUCAUCACUUGAGUGUCAAAAUUUAUAUUUAAUAACAAUUAUUCAUUACUUAUUUCACUUUAUGCUAGUCACACUUGGCGAACUGUGUUCAGUAGAUGAGAUAUUUGUGAAAUGUCGUGCACCAAUCAUUUGACUUAAAAAGUGAUUUGUAGCAAGAUUGGCGUUAUCUUGCGAACUAAUGAAAUGCAAAGUUAAGUCAAAAUGAUUGUAUCUGUAAAUAUGCUUUGCUGAAAACUUGUCUGUCUAUUAUUGUAUUCGAACUCAAUCGAUUUUAUACUUUAUAUAUUUUCUGAAUUCUAUUCUAGAUGUUAGCGUGUAUUCCUAUGUGUGUAAGUUGGUUAUUUAUUUAUGUAUUGAAUAUAGGCCAUGGCUAGUUGUGUGUGUAUCUUCUGUCAGGUUUGAAUUUAAAUUUGGUUUUAAAUUGAACAAGCGAAACUUUUUCUAUUUUGUCGAGUUACAGGCUGUACUCUUUUAUAUUUUUGAAUUAAUUUUUUAUGGAAAUAUUUAUUUGGAAAUAAAUAUAUUUCCUAAAAUUAAAUUUAUUUCUGCAACUAAGUGGACAUAUAAAUAAUUUUUUGUUGUCGAAUGGAUUGAAUUCUUUAUUCAAAUACUGAAGGGAAUUUUCGAAAAUCUCCGGAUUAUUGACUAUCUAAAAAAUUUUUUCUUGGUAGUAUGUUCCAAAAAUUGAAUUGAAAUAAAUAAUUUUCAACAGCUGAAUUUAAAUAUAUAUUCAAAUGUUUUUAUUUUAUUUUAUUUUACGCGAGCGAAAUUUUUAUCAGCUCUUAUGUGGUGUUAAAUUAUCUAAAAUGUUGACGCAUAUUAUUCUUACUUUUACUUAAAUAAAUAAUGACGCAUAUAUCCUAGAAAAUAUAAUCUAAUAUUAAUUUAAAUUUUUUUAUUAAUGAAGAAAAAAAUAUUACACGAAAACUAAAACUUGUAAUAUUUGUUAGUUAAAGAAAAUAAAAAUAAAGUUAAAAUUGAAUUUUUUCCAAACAAAAAUUGUUUUGUUUAGUAUAAUCGUUUUUAGUUUAAAUGUUUGACUCAAAGGCUUCAACAGCAAAUAUCAGCCUUUCCUUUAAGCUGCUAAACAACGUUCUUGUUCGAAAUAAAUAUAUUUUUGUUUUGUUUAUGAAUAUUUCGCACCGACGUUAAAUACAUUGAAAAUUGAAGCUAGUUUAGGUAUAAGGAAAAGAAAAAUGUUAACUGAAGUGCUGAAUUUAAAAUUGAGUCUGAAAAAAUUAAUACGUUGAGAGAGGACUUCAUAUAUCAUAGAUGUAUCUCUGACAUAUUGUUUGUUAGUGCACAGAACUCUUCUCACGGGUUAAACUAAGUUGUUUACCUUUGUAUUCUGUUUCAUCUAUCGUUAUACUGUUUCAAAAUAAUUUUUGUAGGCUCACUUUUUUUUUUGCUACUAAUAGUUUUGUUUGUAUUUAUCAUGUACAUAUUGUUUAAUUUUGAGUGUUUUGUGUGCUUCUCAACAAUGCAUCCUCAAAUAUCAUUCCUUGAGCUUCCAGAUAUGUUGCUCGCCGAGCGCCAACUAGCCGUGGUCUCCGUAUGUCAUGAGAAAGUGUGUCUGUAUAAAUACGAGAACUCUCAUCUCUAUUAAAAACAGUAUAAAAUUUUAUAGUUGUCUUAUAUCUUUCAUUUCCUCCUUUGAUAUUUUUUCUCGUGUCAUAGUCAGUGAUUGUGCAAAAUUUAUGUACAUGGAAAUAUGAUAAAUAUUAAAUCUUUGAUAGAACGAA